AUGAAGUUCACAAUGAUCGUUAUUGGACUCCUUGGACUCUUCAUAGUUCCUGGUUUUGCUGAUUAUAAUAUCAACAUCAGUGAUGAUAACAACGUGGCAGGAAGCGGGCAACAGUCAGUGAGCGUCAACAAUGAACAUAACGUGGCCAAUGUUGACAAUAAUAAUGGCUGGGACUCCUGGAACGCCCUCUGGGAUUACGAAAAUAGCUUUGCUGCAACCAGACUCUUUGCCAAGAAGACCUGCAUUGUGCAUAAGAUGAACAAGGAUGUCAUGCCCUCCAUUCAAGCCCUUGAUGCACUGGUCAAGGAGAAGAAGCUUCAAGGUAAAGAGCCCAGAGGACCAUCUCCCAAGGACCUGAUGUAUUCCAUCAAUCCUAACAAAAUGGAGGAUUUGAGCAGAUUUGGGACAAAGAUUGCUGGCAUGUGCCAGGGGCUCCCAACCUAUUUUGCUGAGGAGGUUCCAGGGUCAAACUUGCCUUUUUACUCAAAAAAGUGCUAUACUGCUAAUAUACUCUGGAUUCUGAAUAUGUCCUUCUGUGGAUCAACAGUGGAACAAUUUUAG
Messenger RNA from Jaculus jaculus (lesser Egyptian jerboa), 561 nucleotides. It is a transcript of the gene Gkn1, whose product is annotated as gastrokine 1. NCBI's taxonomy places the organism in Eukaryota, Metazoa, Chordata, Mammalia, Rodentia, Dipodidae. The coding region runs from base 1 to 561 and encodes 186 amino acids. Gene Ontology annotation, biological process: regulation of cell population proliferation. The transcript has 6 exons. The record is from RefSeq and is a predicted model, not a curated record.